Messenger RNA from Penicillium paradoxum, 1416 nucleotides. RefSeq lists its product as uncharacterized. The record is from RefSeq and is a predicted model, not a curated record. Bases 1 to 1416 code for a protein of 471 amino acids. The transcript has 2 exons. Lineage: Eukaryota; Fungi; Ascomycota; Eurotiomycetes; Eurotiales; Aspergillaceae.
AUGUUUUCUCUUGUUUUUCUGCUUUGCUUUUUGCUUGGCGCGGCUUCGGCCGUUUGCUACCUCCAUGGCAUUGUCGCCAUUGUCGCCAUUGUUGUUGCUGGAGCGGCGAUCUUUUUCGCCGGGACUCAGUUCAACCGUCCCACUUCCGGGCUCCGGCCUGUAGAACCGGUCCUUAGUGACCCAACCCCCGCCGAUGCCUACAAAGCUGAGGCAAGAAAGAGUCGAGAGCUGGAGAUGAAGGUGGAGGCUUUGGAGGAGGAGCUUCGUGGCUCGGAGGCAAGAGGACGGCUUUCCAAGAAGGACUGGGACGGAGAGAAAGCGCGUUACGACGAGAAGCUCCGGCUUAUGAGUGACCGCGUGAAAUCUCUUGACCGGAAUUUCAAGGGAGCCAUGCGUGCGAAGGACCAGGCUAUGAGCGAGUGCCAUAAAUGGCGACGCGACUUCGAAAGCCUUGAAAGCCUACGGCAGCAGCAGGCCCACGAGAUUCCUGUUCGCAGGAUCACGGGGCGUCCUCGAUGGGCCCCAGCCAAAUCUUGCGGAGUAGGGAAGCGGCGACGUGGUCGUUCGGGAAAGGAUCUUACUGCCGUUGCGAAGGUGGCCCUCGUCAAUGCGGAGUGGGAGGUUAAGAUGGCCGGUAUCAAAGAUGAAGCACGAAGCCAUGUCGCUCUCUUAGACCACCAUAUCGAAGCCCUCACAUCCCAAGUCACCUCGCUCAGUCAGAAGACGGAACGCCUCUGUGAAGAACCUCGCAACACCGUUGAUAACAGCAACAUGCGAACCCAGCAGGAUGUGUUGGACGCAGAAAACAGAAUCAUCCGGGUUGCCAAAGAGGAACACAUGCGGAUAGUCUCAGAACUGCAGCAGACUCACUUGAGAGAGCUGGCGGCAGCCGAGAAUGAUCACAAGGAGAAGCAGGGAAUGAUGGAAUCGAGACUCAAGGCCAAGGUCGCCGAAUUGAGUGGUCAGCAAGAGCAGGUACAGCUCGGCCAGGGCAAGGCCAAUUUGAUGCUAGGCCAGCUGCGCCAGUUGAAUGCCGAGUUGACCGAGAAGCUGCGAGUGGAGAGUGAAGCUCUUCUUCAACGACGAACAGAGUCAGAAACUCUGGUUCAGAAGAUCCUCAAGCUGCACCAGAGGAAGAAGAGGGACCGCAAGAGAAUCACCAAGCUUCAACGCGACCUCCGAGAGUCUAAUCAGAUGAAAGACAUCGCAGAGGAGGCCAUGGGGGGAAUGAACGACGUGAUCAACGGUCUAGAAGAGCAGAUCGAAGGUCUGAAGGAGGAGCUCGAGGACGCGCGGUGGGAAAAUCCUGACCCUGAAGACCUUGAAACAAUUCGAACCCCGACUCUUGAGGCCCAAACAGAUGAUCUGGUUGGCGCCAUCGGUGAUUUCACCUUGGGAGGUUCAACUUCGGUCUGA